AUGAAUUCUUAUUUUUGCUUCACAAACAAUUGUAAAAACCAGAGCCUUUUUAGUGUUUUUGCAUCAAAAUAUAGAUCCGCUCACACUCAGAACAUGAGGUGUCAGCUAAAUCAUCUGGUAAAUGCGAUUAGUUAUUCGAGAAUAGCUAAUGGGUUUCAAUCACAACAUUCCGAAUACUAUCACAGAACAGUUGAGCUUAACACUCAUUUUUUAAAAGCAGACCAGAUUAAUCUUUUUUAUUUUAAAAUCAGGCAAAUAGUGACUGAUUUGGAGAAAAAUAAAUUUACAAUAGACUUGGAGAUUUCUCUUCUGAAAAAUUAUUUGGAAGAAUUACGAUUUAUUGAUUCUUUAGAAAUUAGAGGAACUUAUGGGGAACCACACUUAAAUAAUUAUCAGAAAAAUUCUUGUUUUGUCACGAUAACUCCUCAGGAGAUCAAUGAUUUUAUUUCCCAAAAAAUCCUCCAGGAUGUCGAUAAAUGGCGAAACGAAAAUUGGCUAGUCAAUUCCUAUAUUAACAAAAUAAAUUUUAUUCAAAAUUCGCAUGUUAGUAAUGGAAUAAAGAAAUACCUUAAUCAAGAAAACGAGCAUUUUUUAUUUAAUAUUGUUUUAGUGUCAAGUAAACUAGAAAAUACUCAAAAAUCAGCAAGCAAUGCAAUAACUUUUUUAAAUCGCAAUGGAUUUUGUUUUACUUCUCCCCUCUGUAAGCAAGCAAAAGCGCGGUUAUUUUAUUUUUUAGAAAUUUAAAAAAUAUUUGCAAAAAAUUGGAAAGUAAAAUUAAUUUAUCUUUAAAGUUUCUUUUUAAAAUCUAAUUAUUUAAAUUUCAACAAAUUAGAGAAUUCAUCAUAUAAACAAUUUUUAUAUUAAAGAAUAUUGCUCGCUCACGGAGGGCGGGCUUUAACCUAAAAAAUAGGGAUUUUUUAAUGAUUUUAUUUGCUCAUGGAGGGAGAUUUAGGAAUAAAAAUUUUUCGAGGUGUAAAAUAGCCGGUGCUGAUUUGUCUUGGUCAAAUUUAUAUUGUACUAAAUUGAAUUUUUAUGCAGUAGUUUAUAAAACAAUAAUUAUUUCCUCUUCUAAGUUAAUAUUUAAUCUUCAAGCAUAAUAGUAUCCAGAUUAUAUAAUUCAGCAUAAUAAAUGUAAGCUUUGAAGGCUGUGAUUUGGCAGAUGUUAACUUUUCUCAAUCAAAUUUAAUUGACUGCAAUUUCAAAGACUGCGACCUUGAAAACACCUUUUUCAGUAUCCUCCCUCCUUUAGUAGGCCAUAAAUCAAGGAUCAAUUCUCUUUCAUGGUCUCCUUCUGGAAAAUAUCUUGCAACUGGAAGCUAUUCUGACUCUGCUAAAGAGCUGAAAUUAUGAGAUGUUGCCAAUCAAAAAAUUUACUACAAUUUUCCUGAGGUCAAUAACUACGGAAAUUUUAUCAGUUUUUCUCCUUGUGGGAAAUUCUUGGCUUAUGUCAGCCAUGACUCUGCUGUAAAAAUUAUAAGCUUAGAGGCUACAAAUAAUAUAAAGACACUAAACGGUUUCUGUGAAAGUUUUGUAUAUAUCGCUUAUUCCACCAGCUGAAAAUAUUUUGCAGCAGUCAGCAAAGAUUGGCACGUCAUUCUAUGAGAUAAUUUAAAUUCCCAGAAAAUAGUCCUAUCUGAAAGACCUGACACUACACUAAGACUAGCAUUUUCCAAUGAUGAAAAGAUAUUAGCAACUAUAAACAAUGAAGGCAUCAUAAAGCUUUGGUAUCUUAACCUAUACAAAGAGCAUAAAAAAAUCCAUUUGAAGCCUUUCAAAGGCAAUAAAAUCUUUUUUUCGCCUUGUGGGAAAUUUUUAGCAGUGUCAGGCCAUAGCAUGAAAUUGAUUUUACUGGACAUUUCUUCAGAAGAAGUGACUGAAAUCAGCUCAAAAGUAUGAGAUGCCCCUGAGGUGUCGUUUUCUCCUAAUGGGAAGUAUUUAGCUGUGGAGUUGUGGAACUCCAUAAUACUUUUUGAUUUAGCAUUGCAAAGCAAAGUGAAACAUUUUACUGAGACAAGAAGAUUAGAUAUGGCAUCAACGAUAUCAUGAUCCCCUCAAGGUGAUUUUAUAGCUGUAGGAGUCGAUAACUUGUCUGUCAAAAUGUAUAAUUUAAUAGAAAGAUUCAUGUAUACCAAGAAACUUGCCUUUAAAAUGCAUAAAUGUAUCAAGCAUGUGCUGUUUUCAAAAACUGGGCGUUUUCUUGCAGCUGUAGAUGAAGCUGGAACAAUUUAUAUGUGAAGAAGGUAUUUUGUUUUUGUUAAAGUCAUAAAAGAUAAUGGUCCACUAUCAAAAAUUGCUUUUUCUCCGUUAGAAACUCAUAUGGCAUGUGGGUUUUGUAAUGAAAUGAUUAAGCUUUGGGAUCUUCAUACAGGAAGCUCUAUCAUUCUUAACGAUGAGAAAGUCAAAGAAAAAAGCCAUUUUCAUAACAAUAAAAUUGGCCUAUGUUUUUCUCCUUGUGGAAGGUACUUAGCAUUUGGUGGACAAAGCACCCGCAUUAAAUUUUAUGACAUGGAAGCCCAAGAGUUCAUUGAAAAUUAUGGUCCAAAUGAAGAAAUCGACUCUUUGUCCUUUUCUCCUUGUGGAAAAUUUUUAGCUUUAGCUUGUGAGAUGAGCAAAAUCAAAAUAUGGAGCCUAGAAGCUCAAACAUUUACAAAGCAAUUUGAUGAAAAACAAAGCUGACUUGAGCUCAUUUCUUUUUCUCCUUGUGGGAGCUAUUUAGCAAUAAUAAACCGUCAUGGAAUUUCUUUGAUAAAUGCUGAAAAUGGAUUCGAAGAAAAAAAAUUUGGAAAAAGCGGAUCUCUGAGAAGGGUUGAGUUCGCCACUUUUACAGCAUCUGGAAAACACAUCAUUUCGGUGAGCGAGAAGUGUAAAAUCCAAAUUUGGGACGUGGAAACUCAAAAAGAGGCAAUCCAUUUCAGUUGCUGUGCAAACAGGACCUAUUCUGUUUCCCCUACACCCUCUGUUGAGUACUUAGCCUCAGGAGGCUGAUGUGGAUGUUUUAAAGUUUUUAGAAUUUGAUGAUAA
Molecule: messenger RNA, 3021 nt
Organism: Blepharisma stoltei
Lineage: Eukaryota; Ciliophora; Heterotrichea; Heterotrichida; Blepharismidae
Source: the annotation of a GenBank genome assembly